AUGUGGGCAAACAGUUGGAAAAUACACAGGCCAUCCGUCACUGUCGGGAGCCAGCCGGGGGCAGUCGGGCUCUCAAGGAGCUCCGGGAAGGUCCAGCUUGAGCUCUUGGAUCUGUUCAUCCAGUGGGAUUGGUCGACGUAUUUGGCUGACUACGGGCAACCCACGUGCAAGUACCUGCGUGUGAACCCCACGACUGCCCUGGUCCUGCUGGAAAAGAUGAGGGACACGAGCAGGAAAAACAACGUUUUUGCCCAGUUCCGGAAGAACGAGCGGGACAAGCAGAAGCUCAUCGACACCGUGGCCAAGCAGCUCCGCAGCCUCAUCAACAGCCACCACUCCUGAGGGGGCUGGGGGGGACCUUCCUUCCUUCCUUCCUUCCUUCCCAAACCCCCCUGGACUUGGGAUUCUUGUUGAAAGAGAAUAUAUGUAUUUUUUUAUU
This is a messenger RNA of Empidonax traillii (willow flycatcher), 439 nucleotides long. RefSeq names its product exocyst complex component 6B-like. Gene Ontology annotation, cellular component: membrane; exocyst. NCBI's taxonomy places the organism in Eukaryota, Metazoa, Chordata, Aves, Passeriformes, Tyrannidae. The transcript has 3 exons. The record is from RefSeq and is a predicted model, not a curated record. Gene Ontology annotation, biological process: intracellular protein transport; exocytosis; Golgi to plasma membrane transport. The coding region runs from base 1 to 342 and encodes 113 amino acids.